CCUCAAUCUUGCAGCGCCGUUGAACAAAAGAGAGAGAGAGAGCGAGGUGAUGAGGUAGCAACAUAGCAAGCACACGAGCGCAAUUUGACAUCCCCCGGCGUGGUCUGUAGCCUAAUUUGACCGUUACCGUUUACCAUAGCCUGUAUCAAAAGAAAAAGACAAUUCGACGAAUUCUGGGUGGAGAUUUUAAUCGUAGCCUACUGAACUUGUGUCAUAUUUUCUAUUUUUUACUACACGUUGCAUUUACAGUAAUAUUUGGAAUUGUGAUCAAGAAAAGCAAAAUGUUAAGGAUAAUGUUUCAUGUCACUCAAUAAGAUCAGUUGAAGAAGAUCAAACGUCCAAUCAAGACCAAUCAUCAAAAAGGCCCAAACUACCAGUGAAACAACAUUGUCGGCAUUCCGCCAUGUCUUCCAACACCAGUGCUGCCCCCAGUGGAGCGGAGGGAGAACAGCAGCCGGAGCAGACCAUCACCUCCCAGCCAACCAGUGCUGAGCACCAAGAGACAGCCCCUGACUCCAGCCAAUCGGAAUCCAAAGACCACUUGGCAGUAAUCAGCGAGAAGAUGGAGACCAGUAAUGGAAUGUGUGCUGCCGACUCCUCGCCCACAUCUUCCAUCUCGUCCCCAAAGCGACUGCAACACGCCAAACCAACCAACGGCCGGGCGCGGAAAGGAAGCCGCUCUGGGUCCCUGCUGGGUCAUGGGGCAGGGUCUCCCAGGCCUUCCAUCAGCCGUCAGCCCAGCACCGUGACAGAGGAGGAUGACGGCAAGCCCCCUAGAGACUACCUAAUAUUGGCCAUCCUGUCCUGCUUCUGCCCCUUGUGGCCGAUCAACAUCGUGGCUCUCGUCUUCUCUGUUAUGUCGAGGAACAGCCUGCAGCUGGGGAACGUAGACGGGGCGCGGCGUCUGGGACGGAACGCAAUGGUGCUGUCCAUCGUUUCACUAGUUGGCGGGGUCAUCAUCAUCAUCGCAGCCAUCGUCUUAAACUGGGGAAGUAUAAUAAAAUCCUGAGGGUCACCAUGGAAACCAGGAGCAAGAUCGCAAGACAGCACACCAACAACCAUCCAAACCAGACUUUUCCCCUCUCCUACGAUCAAAACACUAUUCUACAAAAGCGCCUGCAACCUACAGCAUACCCAUUGGACCCCUUUUUUGCUGCACUAUCAUGUAUGGCCUGUAAUAUGUUCUCUGAAACAGAUAGACAAGUCCGUCACCUCUACCUCCUACACCCCAAUGCUGCCACCAGUGGUGUAGUGCAGGGUAAACGUACGUAAAUGUCGUUUACACACAUUUUGCUCCUGUGUUUAUCCACCUUUUGCAGACAAAUGCAUUGAAAGUAUAGGGGGCGUUACUUUAUUGACCGUCAACGGUGAUCAGGAGUUAUAGUACCCAUCUAUUUUUUGACCACUGGCUGCCACCAUCACUCAGAAGGUCGAAGGCGUGAGGUAGAACAACACUGAGGUAGGAUAGACAGUGACAAACAGACUGGUUCCUCUGAAUGAGAGAGAUGCGUCUAACGAGUCUAACUCUGGUCAACGAUGCCAUGAUCUCCUGGUUGCCUGAGUCUCAGAAUAUAUUUAAAGUCUCUGCAUGAUUUUCCGGGAUCAGGCUGCUCCUCCCAGACUGUUCCUCCCAGGCUGUUCCUCCCAGGCUGCUCCUCCCAGGCUGUUCCUCCCAGGCUGUUCCUCCCAGGCUGUUCCUCCCAGGCUGUUCCUCCCAGGCUGUUCCUCCCAGGCUGUUCCUCCCAGGCUGCUCCUCCCAGGCUGUUCUUCCCAGGCUGCUCCUCCCAGGCUGUUCCUCCCAGGCUGUUCCUCCCAGGCUGCUCCUCCCAGGCUGUUCCUCCCAGGCUGUUCCUCCCAGGCUGUUCCUCCCAGGCUGCUCCUCCCAGGCUGCUCCUCCCAGGCUGUUCCAAUGUGACAAAACACAAAGUGUCUCUAUUGUUGCCGGAAAGGACAUCUGGUUUUCUCUGUAAUGUUAUUAUUUCCUUCCACUGAAUCAUUCAUCUCCAGUCAGUCCACACCUCUGUAACACAACCAAGGGAUCCUUUUAACUGUGACGCCAAAACCAGCCCACCCUAUAGGAUCAUGUUAAAGAUGGCAAAGGAAGAGUUGGAGAGGGAUUGGAAUUGAUCUUUGAUCAAUGUGAUGAUGUUGAUGGGGGGGGUCUUUUUAGUUCUGAAUUUGUUCCAGAUUGUUAUUUUCUGUGAAGGGAGGGAGGAGGAGGAGUUAGAGACAGAUGGGACCAUCUGUACUUAAAUUUAGGGACAAACCUGGGGUCUCCAUCUCUUUGCUUCAUCGUCUUCGUUUAAAAAUAACUGGAAUCUGGGGAGAAUGAGCCACUCUGGGUUUGGGAUUGAGGCUGGGCUGGUAACUCAUAUGCGCUCUCAAACACACUAUCUUACACCCCCCCCCCCACACACACACACACGAGCACAUGCACACACACACAAUCAUCCAUACACAUAGUGUCAGAAUGACUGAUUCUCAUUGGCUGAGAGAAAGAGGGAGAUAAAGAACAGGAGAGGAGAAGAGAGGGAGGGGAGGAUUGGGGAUAGCUGCAUCAUGGGCUGCAGUCCUUUGUUUGGCACAGAUGGCGGCAAAGAGAGAGAGUGUGUGUGUGUGUGUGUGUGUGUGUGUGUGUGUGUGUGUGUGUGUGUGUGUGUGUGUGUGUGUGUGUGUGUGU
Messenger RNA from Oncorhynchus tshawytscha (Chinook salmon), 2680 nucleotides. Its product is annotated as trafficking regulator of GLUT4 1. Gene Ontology annotation, cellular component: membrane. The transcript is spliced from 5 exons. Lineage: Eukaryota; Metazoa; Chordata; Actinopteri; Salmoniformes; Salmonidae. The record is from RefSeq and is a predicted model, not a curated record. Bases 404 to 1009 code for a protein of 201 amino acids.